This is a messenger RNA of Spizellomyces punctatus DAOM BR117, 969 nucleotides long. RefSeq lists its product as uncharacterized. NCBI's taxonomy places the organism in Eukaryota, Fungi, Chytridiomycota, Chytridiomycetes, Spizellomycetales, Spizellomycetaceae. The record is from RefSeq and is a predicted model, not a curated record. The transcript has 2 exons. The coding region runs from base 49 to 873 and encodes 274 amino acids.
CACUUGCCAAAAACACACGCAUAACACACAUACGUUACUUUUCUGCUCAUGACUGCAUACGGGAUUGGAGGAUGUCGUCUGAAUGCACACGACGAUGGAGAUUCAGGUUGCUCGCUCUCUAUUCCCUUCAAGACCUCGGUUCGCUCCGUCUCGCCUGCCUUGACGCGUUCCCCAGCCUCCUCUCCAACCUUGUCUGCAGCCACAACAAUGAGUGGGAUGACAAACAAGAAUGGCAUGUCACGUAGCAUGUCGAGUUUGAGAGUGGGGAGCCGCCAACGGACAUGGACCGAUGGACCCGUCAAAAUUCCAUCUCCCAGUCCAUCUCUGCCCGACGAUACAUCUCUCACGCCCACAGCCCUCAUCCAAACCCUCAAGUCCCUCUAUUCCUCCUCCCCAACCAAUCAAUCCACAGCGCUCGUUCACUACGACCCUCAAACAACAUUCACAACGCCCCUCUUGCACAUUUCUGGGACUAAAAAUCUCGCGCAAGUAUUUAGUCUCUUGCCGACGCUAUGUACCUGUGUGGAUUUGGACGUUCACGGUGUUUAUGAGGGGGUUGUGAAUGGUGUGCCUAUUGUUCUCUUUCAUACAACCACAACGCUUCACCUCAAACCCGCCCUCUUACCUCCCCUCAGAUUCCCAUCGACUCAUAAACUCGCAUACACGACAAGCAUCCAAUCCCACACACACGAUUUCUCAAUCAUUGAUCUCAUGACUGGGAUUCCCAUCCUUGGAUCCGUGUAUGAGUAUGUACGGCCUAUUGUGGGGUCAGUGGCAUGUCGGGUUGUGAAGAGAGUGUUGGGGACAGGUGAGCGGACUGCGACUGUCUUCGAUGUGCAGGUUGUGGAAAAAAAGUGGUGGAGGUUGUGGUAGAACCGUUUACAGUUUAUUGCAUGGAUAUCUCUAUCACAUACAUGUUAUCGCAUACAUUACAAAUGUACAGUUGAAAAAUAAACUGUUUAUCGCCCA